AGGAUCCGCUGCAUAGCCUGAGCUCAGCUGACUCGCUCCGCUGUUAUUAUGAUGUCCGCGACGGGGCGACACCCAAACACGGUGCGGCAAAACAAGCAAAUUACGCGCAGCAUCGCGGCUAAUGAGUGAGUGCGCAUGAAGGAAGCAUCAUGAGUCACGACUGAGGUCUGGAGGAUGUCUUUCAAGCUUCAUUUCAAGAAGGAAACACCCCUGGCUAACGCUGUGUUCUGGGCGGCGAGAAAGGGAAACCUGGCCCUGCUUCAGCUGCUGCUCAACAGCGGGCGAGUGGACGCGGACUGCAGAGACAGUUAUGGAACAACAGCCUUGAUGGUGGCAUCGUACGGUGGCCAUUAUGAGUGCGGCAAAGAACUCAUUGUGCAAGGAGCAGACAUCAAUUAUCAGAGAGAGACAGGUUCCACAGCUUUGUUCUUCGCCUCGCAGCAGGGACAUUGUGACGUUGUGAAGCUGCUGUUUGAAUUUGGUGCCUCCACUGAACUACAGACAAAGGAUGGUGGCACGGCUCUCACCGUUGCGUCACAAUACGGUCACUCCAUGGUGGUGGACAUCCUGUUGAAGAAUGGAGCCAAUGUUCAUGAGAGGCUAAAUGAUGGAGCUACCCCUCUAUUCCUUGCUGCCCAGGGGGGUCAUGUGACUGUGAUUCGUCAGCUGCUGGCUUCAGGUGCCAAGGUCAACCAAGCCAGGGAGGAUGGCACUGCACCCUUGUGGAUGGCAGCUCAGAUGGAUCACACUGAGGUGGUGAAGGUCCUACUUUUGCGUGGAGCAGAUCGGGAUGCUGACAGAGUAGAUGGAUCAACGGCAUUAUUCAAAGCAGCAUUGAAAGGACACAACAACGUCAUCGAGGAGCUUCUUAAAUUUUCUCCUACACUUGGCCUUCUCAAGAAUGGUUCCACCCCCCUUCAUGCUGCUGUCAUGAGUGGAAAUCUUCAAACUAUUCUGCUGCUGCUUGGAGCCAACGCUGAUCCCACUUUACCCAAUGAGCAUAAUGAACUCCCUUCUCAUCUUACAAAGAACGAUCGCAUUCUGAAGGUUUUACGUCAAAAAGUUAACGGAGACAGUUGAUGAAAGCCUAGACUCUCCUCCUUCAUGUCGGACUGUACAUCUCUGAUGUGUUGUGAGGGGGAAGAAAAACAUUAACAGUGUCAAAACUACUCAACUGCAAUAUGUACUGUAGACGUUGCUUGGUUAUUGAUAUUGGCUGAAAUAAAGCUGUGAAAUUAUGAAUAAAAAAGAACUGAAUGUAAAAUAACAAAAA
This is a messenger RNA of Girardinichthys multiradiatus, 1273 nucleotides long. RefSeq names its product ankyrin repeat domain 29 (gene ankrd29). The record is from RefSeq and is a predicted model, not a curated record. The transcript has 11 exons. Gene Ontology annotation, molecular function: protein binding. The coding region runs from base 175 to 1080 and encodes 301 amino acids. Lineage: Eukaryota; Metazoa; Chordata; Actinopteri; Cyprinodontiformes; Goodeidae.